GCCAUUAGAUGAGUUGUAAGUUUUUAUUCGGCUUGCUCGUUUUUCAUUUCGUACUCAAAAUUAUUAAAGUGAUGUUUUUUUAAGACAAUUUCUCGAAAGUAAUAUCUUUUAGAACUUUAUGAUUUAUCUUUGGUGAAUUUUAACGUCUCGUUAUAAGUGUUUAUAUGUUCAAAUGUUUAUUAAACUAAAAAAGGUGUGGCUAUUUUUAUAAAAGUCAAUUUAUUAAAAUUGAUAAGGAAUUGAAAAAUAUUUGGCAAUUUAGUAAAAUCAAUCGAAUGUUUUCCAGCCCUCUUAAGCGAAAACCGGCAUUCAAAACAACACUACUAUGAUCCUUUAAAAAAAAAAAGUAGCAAAGAAAAUGCAGUGUUUUAAAAAUAAAAUAUAAAUAAUUGAAACCACAUAAACUAAAUGGCUCGUCCAAACAAACAGACCUUUAGUUAGAAACAAAAAAAAAAUCAAAUAUAUUUGGUACCAACAUAAACGAAAUCAGGCAUACCUAACCUUGCUUAUAGCCAAUACAUCAUUUUGAAAAGGACUAGAAACUUGCAGUUUUAUAAAUUUAUAAAUUAUGGAUCAAGUAAGCGAGUCUUUUUUAGUUAAAAAACUUGUUUGAAAAUAUAUACCUAUGUAAAUAUUUUCUAAAGAAAAGUUAUAAACUAUAAAACUGGACGAUUACCAUUCAUACCUGCCAUUUGCCGGAGGUAACGUUGCUGCAUAUUCCGGGGACCGCAAUUCUGAUCAUCAUUUAACGCAUCAGCAAUCCCAAAACAAUCAUCUUCAUAUUCAACACCCAUAUCAACAACAAAAUACCGAAUUAUCAUCGGCCGAUGUUUUGGAAGCACACCGCGAUACAUUGCAAUACAACAACAAAACGCAAUUCCAACAACAGCAACACUAUCAGCAACAUCAACAUCAUUCAGAACAACAUUUUGAUAGUUCAGGCAAUAAUAAUAAUCAACCGGAAUACAAAGAAUAUAAAUACGAGCUAACUGGAGGAAAAUCAUUACAAACCUCAUCCAUACCGCCUGUUGCAACAACUCAGAUACAGCAAUUACCUGCCGCGGGACAUAUUCUUGGAAGUCACUCAAAAGUGGAUCAGUGGCUGUUGAAUCAGUUCAAAAUAGUUACUGAAGCUGCACUUGAUUUAAGGUCAACACCGUUCCUCUCACAUCUGCAACAUCAUCAUAACCAUCAGGCACAACCAGAGCAAAAUUUAGAACAGCCGCAACAUCGCCUGGACGUGGAGCGUGAGCAUUUGGCAAAACCAUCUCAACAUUCACAGCAACAUAAUCUCAACAACCUUCCCGUUGGCUGCUCAUCAGCGGUUGGAGUUGGCGAUACUCAAAUGACUACAGAAAUACAACUUCAGCAUCAGACCAGUAACCGUGCGCUCUUCAAAAUGGAAACGGACUUUUGGCAACAGCCGCGUGGGCCACCUAUAGGGCUCACGUCAUUAAAUCAUCAUCAUCACCAUCCGCAAGUUCAACAUCAGCAUCAACAUCAGCAUCAACACCAACAUCAACAGCAACAUCAACAUCAUCAACAAAACCAUCAGUCCAUGUCAUUGUUCAAUGAGAUAGGGGGAAAUACUGCAAGCAUCACCAGCAGUAAUGCAGAAGCUCCUUCUAAUAACCUGCCCUCGAAUAACGACAGCAUCGAGGUAAACAGUGGCACCGAAGCUGUAACUGCCUCUGAAAAUGCAACUUCUGCGAUUUCAAGAUCCGUUGAUACUAAUUGUGCCAAUCCAAGAAGUUCUCCUCAAAACGCACCUAGCUCCGACCAAAACAAUCAUCAAUCGGCCAACAGUCCGACUCCAGCCUCUGCACAUCUGCAUCAUCAGCUACAACAGCAAAUCCACCAUCAUAUGCAGCAACAGCAAGCUGAGGCAAGCCAAGAGCUGCCGAACGGGACCGACACAGGAAUUUCCGGGAGCAGCAAUCUCACGGCACCGAUCCCCAUAGGUCACCACAUGACCCCAAAUCAUUUGCAACAAAUACAACAACUUCAGCAGCAGCAAAAUCUUAUGCCACAACAAUCCACGCACGCUCAAUCUCAUCAGCAACAGCAACACAGCCCUCAAUUGAAUUUGUCACAGCAACAGGCGGCGGCGGCGACGGUGGCAUCAGCAUCAUUAUCGCAUCCUCCUCAGGCUUUAACCCCAUCUGGGGGUAGCUCAACUCCCGAUAUAAAGUUCAACAGUGAAAAGUUAGUCAGUGAGAUUCAGCUACAGUUAUCCAGAUCGAAUAGUGCAGCAGCAAUAAGUGAACGCACCUUAGAAGAAUGCUGGUCAACCCUGCAACGACUCUUCAUGCACAAAAGCGCAAUGCAACAAAUUCAACAAAUACCACGAGUUGGAUUGGGGGCCGCAGGUAUGGGUGCUGAAUCAAAACCUCAUCAAUGCCAACAGUGUCUAAAAUCAUUUUCAAGCAAUCAUCAACUAGUGCAACACAUAAGAGUGCAUACCGGAGAAAAGCCCUAUAAGUGUUCAUAUUGUGAUCGACGGUUUAAACAAUUGUCACAUGUGCAACAACACACUCGAUUACAUACGGGGGAACGACCAUACAAGUGCCAUUUACCUGAUUGCGGCCGGGCAUUCAUCCAGUUAUCGAAUCUCCAGCAACACUUGCGAAACCACGACGCUCAAGUGGAGCGUGCAAAAAAUCGUCCUUUUCACUGCAACAUUUGUGGCAAAGGCUUUGCAACGGAAUCAAGCUUACGAACUCAUACUUCUAAGGAGCUACAGCUGCAUCUUGGUGUCUUGCAGCAGCAUGCAGCACUCAUUGGUGGACCUAAUGCAACAUCAUGUCCAAUUUGCCAUAAAUUGUUUUUAGGAGGAGAAGCACUAAUGGAGCAUAUGAAACAUGCGCACAAGGAUCCAAACGCAUCCGGUAUUGCUAUUUCUCCCGAUUUUCAAUUCAAAAAUGAACUAAUCAACCCAUCAAAUUCAUCACCACCACUUCUACAACAACAACAAAAUCAACUUCCAUCACACCAAACAACAACAAAUGCGAAAACAUGCUCAUUUUCUGUUAAAAAAACAUACCCAUUUGCUGAGAACCUUGGUAGCCCUUGUUUACAAUCCACCGACCCCUAUCUAGCGAAACGUAGAACGGCAAAUCAUCCGUGUCCGGUUUGUGGAAAGCAUUACGUCAACGAAGGAUCUUUGCGGAAGCACUUAGCAUGCCAUCCAGAAACCUCGCAACUUACCACUAGUCUACGAAUGUGGCCAUGUUCGGUAUGCCAAGCUGUUUUCACCCACGAAAAUGGUCUUUUGACGCACAUGGAGCAUAUGAGAAUGGACCCGAAGCAUCAAUUCGCCGCACAGUACGUUCUUUCAAGAGCUGCUGCUGAACGUCGGGAACGAGAUUCAAUACUCGCAGCUACGUUAGCUGUAUCUGCUUCCGGUUCAGGUCUCCUGCCAAUGGGUGGACCAGGAAGCGGUGAUGGUGGAGGGGGUGGUUCAAAUUCAAUGUGCCCCUCUCCUUCGGCACAUUCAGAAUGCUCGUCCAAUGGAAGACUGUCUUCAGCUGGUUCGGAUCCUGGUUCAAGUGUCCUACAUAACAACAAUAAUAGCUGCAGUAACAAGCUGAGUGAUAUCUUACGAUCGAGUCACAGCACUCAUAUACACCCGCAGUACGGGGUCGAUGAUUUGCACGCGAACAGAAUGUCACUAAUGGCUGCUGCAGCGGCAGGAAUUGUUUCCCAAUCAAGUGGCAAUGGGGGAGUGACUGGAAGCAUGGGCUCUCCGGUUGAUACCACAAGUGCUGGAGCGGCAGUUCAGGCUGCCGUUGUUAACUUGGCAGCUGCUAUGCGUAUGAAUCAACAAGUAAAUAGUGUCAGUUCGGUAACGGGCAACGUCGGAGUGUCAAGUACAGGGAAUGGGAAUCUUAGUGCGUCUGGUCAGCCGGGAACGGGAAAUAGUCAGGUGUUAUGUUCCUCCCCUUCAACACUAAGCAAUGUAGAUACGGCCGCUACAGCUGUUGCCGCAAUGAACGCUAUGCGUGUAUCAAUGGCGGCAGAUACAAUGAUGCGUUCCAGCAUGGGUGUUGACCCUAUUUCACAUCAAACUGGUCAUCCCCAUCAACACCACCACCAGCAUCAUCAGCAAAACUCUCCGGAAGCAGCCUUACGAAUGCAGCAAGCUGAAGCAAUAUUGCGUUCUCAAGCUGAAGCGGCUAUUCGACUAGCAGUAUCUGUAGCAGCGUCCACCAACAAUGGAAAUGUAAAUAAUGAUCUCGCAGCAAAUGGUCGCCUUCAUAGCAAUUCUGGUCCAGGUUUUGGUGCUUCAACGAACGUCCCUCCAAAUCCAUCAAACAACAACGUUGGAAACAAUAGCUGCCUGAGUAAUCCUACAAACACCAGCACGGCAAACCCACAAUUGCAACAACAACAUCCACCUCAGUCACACACACCUGGCAGUGAAAUCAGCCAACAACAAUCUCAACAAUCAUCGCAUCAGCAGCCUCAGCAGCAGCAACAACAAACACAGAAUCAACAGCAGCAACAUCAACAGCAACAAACACAACAGCAGUCUCAAGUGAACUCAGAUUUAAGUGAAGCAAUCCGUUUACAAGAACACAGGCUUGAACAAGCUUUACGUUUGCAUAAUGAUGCUAGGGCGUUAAAUUUUCUGUCUGCAGCUAAUAGCAAUGAUCCAAAUGGUUCCGUUAAUCAACACCAACAACAGCAACAACAACAACACCAACAACAUCAGCAUCAACAACAACAACAACAACAACAAGAACAACAACAACAGCAACAACAACAGCAUAAUACUAAUCCAUGAGAUUUUAGUUUUUUCUGAGCGUUCAAAAAUAGUAGAUUAUGUAAUGAGGUACUCUCAAAGUUUAACAAUCAAAUACAAAACCAAUACUCACGUUCAGAAAAUGUAUCUUUCUAAAAAUAUCAUUUUCUCUUAUUUAAGCGUAUUGUAAAUAGAAGAAGAAAAAUGCUUAAAUGAGAAAUGAAAAGAAAGUAAUAUGAUAAAAGAUAUAUAAUGUAGAAUGUAAAUAAAAGGUCUUGUCAAGAAAUGUAACGAAAAAUCAUACUACCAAUAAGAAUGUAACAAACACAUGGCUGGGUUUACACAGCGCAGAAAUCUCUCUAGUUGAUAUCUCAUUGCUCAUUCUACUGUCAAAUGUUUUUGACUUCCAAUUGUGAUAUAUGUUAAACGCGCAGUAGUCCCAAAGAUUUGUACAAAUAUCUCAAAUAAUUUAAAUACUUAUAUUAGCAUCAUUAUUAGAUAUAAAUUUAUCCUUAUACGUACUGAAUUUUUAAAAGAAUGCGUUAGUAAAAGUAUAUCUUACACAAAAAUGAGACCCUAAUAGGUGCAGGUUUUCAGUUGCGAUUUAAACCAGAGUUAGUUAGUAGUUAAGUCUAACUUACAAAAAAAGUUUUUCAGGGGAGUUUACAUACAGAAGAGUCUAACACACUGUUUUGAUAAAAAAAAACCCAAAGCUUAUUUUCACCUCAUCCAGGGGAGUCAUUCCCUAAUUUUCAAAAAGAUAAUCGUCAAAACGAUUGUCAAUCGUAAAACCGCUAUCGUUUGACGAUAGUCGUUUUAAGGAAUGACCCCCAGGCUUAUCUCACAAUAUUUAGUGAGUUAAUUCGGAGUUAACUCUGAAUUUACACUGAAAAACUGAACCUUAAACAAAAGUUCACGACUAAAAAUAUGCUUUUCUAUAUGACAAAAACUAAGAGCUUGCAUUAUAUUUGUAACGUAACACUAUUUAUAAAUUAAAUAAAAAAAAAGCUGACCACCGAUAGACUAUUGCAUUGACCACAUAUUCUCACAUGAAUAAUAGAAAUUGAUACCAAUUUCAAUUUCUACGAGGCUUUACUUUCAAUUCGACAAUUUCGAUUUCUUUCCAAACGUAGUACAUCUCUGUGAAUUGAAAUAAAAACUUUCUUUUUAUGGCGUAUGUGAUAUUAAAUAACAUAUAUUUUCAAAAAAAAAAAAAAAACAACACUUCUAACACAACAGGAUAAUUAUUUUAAAAUUCUUUGGUUCUAAUUCUAUUCUUGGGAAUCAAGUGAAAAUCUGAUAAAACAUUGUUUUUUUAACGCCAAACCAAAUACAAUAUAAGUAAUAAAGAGUUACUUUUGAAUCAAACACAAAAAUUAUACAAAACUGUAAUAAGUCUAAACUUAAAUAUCUACCCGUUUUUGUGUCUACAUCGAAUUAUAGCUAAACCAUUUAUUUUAAUUAAUUGUAUAAGAUGAUUCCCGAGAGUUAUUCGAAUUUGUUUUGAAGCUUACAAAAAUUUAACAUACAAGUUAAUAUUUGGAUUGUGAGGAUUGAAAACAGUUACAAACUGUUUAACUGGUCUGGGAUAGAAUUGAAAUUGUAAAAGCAUUAGGAUGUGAUUUGUAGGUUUUAUUUAACGAUGUCGCAAGUAAAAAUAAUUUCGAAUAUACAUAAUUGGUAAUGUUUGGGUUUUCCUCGUUAUUUUCAUUCAUUAAAUUAUUUAUUUUAUUAGCAUUUGAGUGAAGUUUUCGGAGAUUUGGUCUAGGCAUUCGUUAUUGCACUUCACUGCCAACAUUAUAUUGCUAAAAGAGAUAGAUCUGCAUUUUUCGCAGUAAUAAAGUUAUUUGCUACAAAAAAUAAAGUAGGCCUAGUUACUUACAACUCUCAGCCAUUCCUAGGUGCGAGCUUAUAUGCACAAUCUGAACGGGCAAUCAGAGAAAGUAUUUUUCAAGCAUUCUUGAAGGAUUUGUCAAUUCUUUGCAAAAGGCAGUAGCCGUGAAACAAAAUUUGUAGGUGGCUCAGGCAGGGAUUGAACCCUAUACUUCCAGCAUGACAGUCCUACGCACUUUUUUUCCUUUUCAAAUUAAUUUUUAUUACUUUAUGUUUUUAACUAUCUUACAGCUAGACAAAAAUUAAAACAACUAGCCUAAUUAAUCAUAACUUACAACCAACUUACUGGGCCCCAUAGGGACACUCUAAGUAAAACUCUGAUACUUAUUAUUAAUGCCUUUCGGCAUUAUCUAUAUUUAAGUUUAUUAAUUUUGUAUUUUAUUUUGUUAGCAAAUUAACAAACUAAUUUUAAUACAUAUUUCUACGCACUUACCAUCACGCCAUGGGCACUACGGAUUGUUAUAGCCUGCCUAUUAUUUCGUGUUUUACAUAAGAAUUCUAAAUUUUAUUUUUAAAAAUGAUCAGUUAAUAAAUAAAUACAAAUAUUUUUUACAAAUAAAAAAAAAACAUUAUAAAAGCUUUUUAGGUUUUAGGUCGAAAAAUCGUCAAAAUUUGGGAAAACAAAGAUUAAUGAAAUAUCAACCACGAGAGUACCUGCUGUGAUAUAACUUUUAAACCGAGCCUGAUGCAACUUUAUAAAGAUCGGGAAAACAUAAAAUUCCAAUACAAGUAUUAUUCAAAAGAGACGCGUUUUCCUUUAGUAUACUGAAUUUUAAAAUGCAAGAAAAACGUUCAUGAAAGAAACAACUGUGAGUAAAAUUUAAAUAAACUAAAGCAACAUAACUUACUUAUUAUACAUAUAAAAAAAUAAAAAAACUCAUCUUGAAUAUCAAUUUAAGUAUACAAUUACAAGGAAUAUAAAAAAUUUACAUUGUGAAUGAUUGCGUGUAGUUGUAAGAAUGCAUGUCCUUAGAAAUAAUAAUACUUAACAGUAAGUUAAUGUGUACAUUUUCGUGUAGGUACCUACUAUCUAAAUAAAAUAAACAACUAAAAAUACAAAUUAGUUACAUAAGCAUAGAAUAUUAUAUAUCUAUAUACGUAUAUAUAUAUUGAUAUAUAUGUAUAAUAUAUAUUAAUUUAUUUAUAAAAUUUGAAAUGUAUACAUGUAAAAAUCCAAAUCCGAUUAAUUUUGCAAAUUUAAAAAUGAAAAUGGAGCAGAUAAUAUAACUUACUCUAAAACCCUAAAGCUUUUGCUAUUCAAAAGGAUUACACAGCGAUGAUGUAUAAUGACAUUUGAUAGAACACAAGCAGUCAAAUUUAAACGAGAAAAAGGGUUAAAAUUUUACUAGAAUUAAAAUUAAAUAAAUAUUUGUACAGUGCAUCAACCCAUAACCUCAUCGCGAAAAUGCAAUAUUGAUGGUUUUAUUCAAAUCUAGAAAGCUUAUUUGUUUCGAACUUUUACACCAAAAAUUAAAACAAUACAAAAAAAAACCCGAACUAAACUAAUCAAACAUAAGAACAUCAUGUAUUUAUUUUUCAAAAACGAAAAAAAUAAUGAAGGAAAUUCAAUUAAGUAUAAUUAUUAAAAAUAAUUUGUCAAUUAAAAUUCAACAGCAAAAAAAGAUAAAACAGACUUAAAUGAAAACAUAAACCAACGAAAAUACAAGUUCUUAACAAUGUCACUCAACUUAAGAAAGCACCAAGCAAAUCACCUCUUUGGUUUUAUAUAUUUUUAUACUAAACGCUUAAAAAGUGCUUUAACAAAAUUUCCUUGAUUUCCCGGAAAAUUAGCAGCAAAUAAAGAUUAUGUCUUUUUUAUAACAAUCAAAAAACAAGAAAGUGCAGUAUAUUUCUCUUUUGAAAUAUAUAUAUACGUUGUGCAGUGAAUAUCUCAGUUACUUUUUUGUUAAAUAUUAAAUAAAACAAAAACAUUAGUAAUUAGUGUCAAAGUAAGAAAUCACUUUAUAUUCCUUUCAAUUGGUGUUGUGAUCAAAAAUAAUAGGAAACAAAAAAGACAAUACAUGUGUUGAUCACUCAAUGGCUACCAUGAAAUUUAAAUUAUUUUAACUACUUUGGUUUCUAAAACCAUCAUAAGUAACUAAAUGGUGAGAAAUGUUUCUUAAUGAAAUUCAAAACAUACCAAAUGAUGUGACAAAUCAAAAUUAUUAAAAUAUAAUAACUAAAAGGAAAAGAUUGAGAUUUGUUUGUCAUAUGAGCGUUGGAGCUAUUUGAGUUUAAACUUAAUUUAAGUUUUAGAUUUGAAUGCAACAAUUGAGGAACUACAUAUCGAAAGUUAAAACAGUGGGAAAUAACAAAAAUAUUUUGUGUGAGAUUAAAUAAGUUUUAAUUUAAUAUCUUUCAAGAUAAUUGAUUUUUAUUAAGUUUUUGUAUUAUUUUUAAAUUAUUUAAAAUAAAACUGUCAAACAUUUUUUUAUUUUAUAAAACAUUAAAGAUAAUGGCGCAAAAUUUAAAACAAAUUGACAAAAUCUGUAAGCCAUUUUUUGCAAUUCACUUAGCUUAAAAAAUGAUUUACCUAUAAUUUUAAUCGAUUGUUACAUCUAACUAUCUCUUAACAAGUUAAGAACACGAAUUGGCUUCUUUAACUUUUAACAAUUUUCUGAAUCCAUAUGACAUCUGUAUGAUUAUUUUUUUUAAGAGCAUUGGAUUGAACGGUACAGUCAAGAGUUUUUAAUUCCAAUUAAUAGGUCCGUUUAAGCGUAUUUAUUUUCACGAACGGUCGCUUUUUAGACAUGUUUGGGUGAUAGUUUGAAAACAAGGAGGUCUAACAUUUUAAAAUCCAUUAGUAAAUUGCUAAAUAUUUAGCAAGUUGGUAACUAGUUAAUUUUUAAAAUUUUGCGUUAAUAUUUUUUUUUUUGAGCUAGAUGUCAAAAAUGUUUCUCGUCGUUGCAUAAAAUAUAUGCAUUUUUUUUUUCUUCGUAAUGAUAAAUCGUGACAAAUAUUUGUUUGAGUUUUCUUUGUUUUAUGUAUGAAAAAUAUAUUCUAGUUGAAUGUCUCUUAAGUUAAUUUUAAUUUUGCAUGAUGUCACCAUGUUUUACAUAAAAUUUAAUUGAAGUCGAAAGCGCUUCUCUCUGCAUAUUUUGUUGAUAUUGUCUGUCAAUUUAAUAUCUUUGCGAGUCCUAAGGAAUAAAAUAUCCCAAGCGUACUGAAAUACAGACAUCUAUUUAAAGAACCGUUUAUUUAAAAAUCAGGGAACAUCAAAAUCUCAAUAUCUACUAUACUUAUUAAGUUUUUUUGGAUAUAUGUAUCUCUAUAUUUGUUGUGUUUACUUAAUUAUGAAGUAUAUUCCAUAAACCUCAAGGCUUUAUGACUCUAUUAAACAAUUAACAUACAUAUGGUGCAUUGGUUAUCCCUUUUCUAUAACUUGAUCACAUCAGAAAAAACUUAAAGAAAAUAAUCCCACAAGUUUACGAUAAUUAUUUAAUCACGGGUAUCUGCGGUAUCCGGGUUUGACAACAUGUAAUUAUAAAUGUAUGUAUGGGUACACUUCUUAAAACCAAGUAAACUUAAUCGCGUACAAAUGUAUGAAUUUAAAAAAUACCUCUUAUAGCUAUUUGGUCAAUUUUUGUGUUGCGUUUCUUUGUAGAUUUUAGUCUAAUAAAAAGAUACAGAAACACGCUUAACUUUAUUGAGAUGGGUUAUUACAUACAACUUUCAAUGAAGUAACACAAAAUUCGAAAACAUGUCAAUUUGUUGAAGGACAUUAAUAAAUUAAAAACCGAUUUAACUCCAAAGAAUCGGAGAAUAAUUACACGUGUAUUUUGUGGGAUUUUCUAAUUGUACGGAUUCUUUGCAUCCGUUUUUUUUUCAAAUAGCACGUACAUUUGUACAUGAUCGUGGGUUCUAAUAAUUAUAUGUGAUUCAUAACUUCACUUUCGUCAAGAUGAAAUCAUUCAAUGACAGUUUUAAAAAUAUGUGUCGAAAAAGGACCCGAAAUUAAAAAAAAAAGUUUCGACGCUGGGAAAGUUAACUUAUAUAAUUAUUUUUGUCACCAUGAACGAAUGAAUGCAAUCUUUACUGAAAGCUAUAAUUCCAAAAAAGUAUAUGAGCCUUAGGUCUUUGAAUUUUAAAUCUCAAUCUUUACCGUAUAAAUUGAACCAACUGACAUAAUAAUAAUAAUAAUAAUACGAAUAAUAAUAAUAUAUCACUAAUCAUACAAUAUAAAUAAAAGAACAAAUAUUUAAGCAUCCUGUUUUCCGCUUUGAAUAAAAUAAAUACAAAAAGAUUUCUUAUUUCAAUGUAUUUUGUAAAAAAAAUCAAUUCGAUCCAAGAUCUGUAAUAAAGUAAAAAAAAUAAUAUUAACAACAUAAAAACUAUACUUUUGGCAAAUAUACAUAAUAAACGAUUCAAUAUAGAAUAAUACAUUUUUUUUAAUUUUCAAUAGAUCCCUCUACAAAUAUCCUUAAAAUACCAAACCAGUUGCAGAUACAGUAUUAUAUUGUUCAUGAAAAUUACAAUUUUAAUACAAACAAUCAGCUGGCUCCCCAUCAAAUAUUUAUAAUAAAAAUAUUAAUUAAAAUAAAAUGCUAAUACAAUGUAAAAAGACUAACUUACUAGAAAUAACAAUAAGACUAUUACUAACUAGAGUAACUAAAGUUACUCAAUGGAAAAACUUCUAAAACCAAGUUGAGACAAUGCUAAAGAGAGAUCUUACUGCAAAAAUAUAAAAAAUAUUCUCUCAAAUUAUUACAUAUGACGUGUGUUUACAAUAAUAAAAAAAAUACUGAUAGUUGCAAUAGAUGUUCAUAUAUGUACGUAUGUUAACAUACAUAUAUUUUGCAAACAUAUAAUUUUCUUUCUAUAUUGUAAUACAAAAACAUUUUCAUUUUGAUGUAUCCUAGCCAUAUUCUGUUAACACAGUUUGCUUAAUAUUUUUUUAAUUUUUUUUUUUUAAUUUUUAAUAAACCAAAUAGUUAUUAGCCAAUAAGAAUAGUAAAAUUAAUACAAACUUAGUCAAGCAAAUAAGAAUAAAAUACAACAUCUGAUGCGGAAUGCAUUUAAUGGUGAUGAUGAAUAUAUAUUAAUAAAACAAAGAAAAUAACAAUGAAACAAACUUCAUUAAAAAUCUCAAUUACAAUAGCCCAAAAAUGUUUGUCAUCCAAACAAAGAGAAAAUAAACUUACAGACUAGUUAAGUCAACCAAAUAUAAAAAGAAAAGUACGCAUUUUCAGAUAAAGGAUACACCCAAUCAAUAGCCAGCCAUACAAUAAUUUCUGUUUGAAUAUAAAUUUAAAAAAAUAAUAUAAAAUAAAUAUAAAAAUAAAGUUAAAACAAAAAAUAAUAAAUAAUUUGCAAUAGCCCAAAAACACAUGUACCAACAAAACCACAUGUGUCACACAAAAUUUACUAUAAAUAUAAUAUAAAUCAUAUUUUUUUUUUAAAUCAACAAAAUUAACAAUAACAUAAAAAUGAAAUAGCCCAGAUAAAAACAUAAAUUAGUUGCAAUAGCCCUUAAUCAUGCAGAGAAAAUAUAUAAUUUCUCACAUGACACUACAUGAUAUAAAUAAACUAACUUUACUUAAUAACUUUACGUUGUAUAGUUAAAUUUGUAUUUUCUUUUUUUUCCAAAUAUAUUUUGUUUGUAAAAUUAAUACAACCAACAAUAGCCCAAACGCAUGGUUGUCAACCAUAUGUUAUAUAAUGGAAGAUAUCUAUGAUGAAUACUAAUUAAUAUUUUUUAUUAACAUUUGUUAUUUUAUUGUUUCUUAGUUUCGUUUAUGUUCUUGUAAUAGAUCUUUGAUAAGCAAUAAUAAUAAAUAUAAUAUAUAUAUACUAAGUCAUCGAAAUCUGAUUUCUUCCUUUCAAAUAGAACGUAGUUUUACAUCUUAACUCAAAACAUUAACAAAAAAAAAAACAAAAUAUUUAUAAAAGGAAUGCAAAAUUGUUGCGUACACUAUUAUUUUACAGUUAAAAUUUUAUUUUAUACUAACCACAUAUGUAUGUUGUUAUUUUCCUUUCAAGUUUAAACAAAAAGUAUUACAUUUUCAAAGUCAAAUUCAUUCAGCAAUCACUAGUUAAAUUGUUUAAUAAAGCAUCAAGGUGGACACAAUGAUUGAGAGAAGAUUUAAAAAGAGCUAAAACAGCGAAAAAUAUGCAUCUACGUAAUAUUGUACUUAAGUAAUACAGUUUAAAUAAAAUUACACUAUUUUUUUAAAUACUCUUCAUGAAAUACAAUACAAUAUUCGCAAAAUUAACAGAAAAAAAUUACAAAUAAAAUUUAUUUUCAUUGUGCUCUAAGAAACAAUCCUUUUACAUCUUUUAUUACCAAGCAUACCUACCUAGACUGUUAACAAAAAAUUACUAAUAUACAUAUACAUAGUUAUAAACAUCAUUAAAUGUUGUUCGCUUAGUUAAUAUAAUAAAAUUAAGUAUAUACCACACAAAAAUACACGUCAAGUAAGAAACACAAACUUAAAAAAAAGAAAAACUUCAACCAAUAUUAUGUACUUGGUACAAACGGAAACAACAACACCUACAAUGAAAAAUUAAUUGAAAGUUAUUAAAUAAACGGUGAUUAUAAUAGUGAUCAACAUCAAGAACGAAUAAAAAACAAUAAUAAAAUGCACUUACAAAGAAAAUAUUUAAAAAAAAAUGAAAAAUAAAAUCAAGCGGUUUUUGUUCGGGAAAAAUAUGAAAGCAAUUUAUUUGUUAAUGCACUUUUAUAUUCCUAUUUUCAAUUUCAAGGAGUGUUUCCUAGUUUCAAUCAAUUACUAAAUUAAUGAUUUUAAAAAGCAAUACAAGUCUUGGGAAUAAUAUUUCCCCCAAAAAUUCAAAACUGUUGGCCAAAAGAUUGAAGUUAAGUAACAAAUUAUAAAUAUGUAGAUUAAGAUGACUAUACAACAAUAAAUAACGCACACUGGAAAUAGCUCUGUUUUAUAUUUUCAUUCCUGUUGUAUUGAAAUAUUGUUUUAAGUUUUUAAAUUAAGAUGCAAACACGUGUCUCUUCGAAAUUAAAAUUAGCGUUGAUUAAAAAUUAGCAUGAAAGCAACUCAAUAUCUUCAAUAAUAGUAGGUAGUACUGUAUCAAUAAUUUAGAACAGACACUAUCUUAAACAAAGAAAAAUAUAGUUUUUAACUUAUGCAGCCGUUUCCAAUUGGCUAAGCAUGUUCAGAUAGAGCUCAUUCGAACAUCCCUUGUAAAACUGAUAUUAAAGCUCAAACAAAUUUUUGGGAAAUACGAACUUCCAUUCUGUGUUUUCUGUUGCAAAGUAUUGAGGUAGCCUAUUAAAAGAGAAGCUUUCAAUAUUGAGAUAUGUCUUUUACUGCACAGUAUAUUUUCAGAAAGUGGUUAUUAAAAAAAACCUUAAUUCAAAUUAAUACGUGUUUACUUUCUUCAGCGAAUACCUAGUUGUUUUUUGUUCGUUUUGUAAUUUGAUAAGCACAAAGGUAAACAAAAAAUUAAAAUAAAAACACCAAAUACGUGGACGAUUUUUUUUUUAAAAUUACAAAUAUCAUUAUUAACGACAAAUAAGUUUUAGUAACAACCAGCAGUAGUGACCAAUAUCAACAUUUUCGCAAAUGUGUUUUAAUUAAAAAAAAUAAUAAUGAAUUAGAACAUUUAUAUAAUUUUAAUAUUUACUGACCUCAAUUUUGUUAUUGAAGUUAAUUUAAAGUGCAAUUUAUUAUAUUAUAUUAAUAUAUGGAAACAAAUAUUUUAUUUUUAUUUUGUUAUCUUACUUCCUACCAAAGUCCUUUAUAUAUUUAUAUACAUUUUUUUUAUUUUAAAUUUGUAUUAAGGUAAAGGUAGUUUUAUACGUUGUGAAUUAAUACAAAAUAAUUAUUGCAGUUAUUUUUUUAUAUAUAAAAAAACGAGGAAUGAAUGACAAAAAAUGUAUGUUUCAUAAUCUUACUUAGUCUUAUGUCUUAAUUUUAUUCCUAAACACAUGUGCAAUGAAAAGUAAAACAAAACACAACAACAACAAAAAAGAUAUAAUCAAAUACAAAUACAAUUAUUGAACAACAUUGUUUAAACGAAUAUGUAGAAAAAUGGUUAAAAUUUUUUGUCAGUUCUGCACUGAUGUUAUGAAUGUUUAUCCAAAUAAAAAUCAAAAAAGAAACACCUUAAGUUUAUUAAGGAAUAGCAAAUUAACAGUAGAUUAUGCGAAGAGAAACGAGAUCAUAAUUUAAAAAAAAGCUUAUGUUAUAACUUUAUUGAUAUUUUUUUAUAUACAUAAAAAACAAAAGGAAGAUAUUUUAUAUUAUUCUUUUUUAGAGAAUGCAUUUGAGUAAAAAAUAAAACCAUGAAAUUGUGAAAUUGUGAACAAAAACAACACACAGACUGAGCGUUUGAAGUUGAGUCUCUUAUUAAUUUUUCUUCCUCCUUUUUGUGUAUUUUUUUAUUUAAAAUCAAAAAAUUUAAACACACAAAAAAGAGAACAGAUAAAAAAGUUAAAUGAAAUUUACUAAAAUACUAAAUUAUUUAAUCUGUGCAGCAAAAAAAUUGUUAAGUUUUUUUCUUUUUUCAAAAUACAAGCAUUUAUUUUUUUUAUAUAGAUCGUAGAAAACUAAACAAGGAGAUAUGUAAGUUGCUCGACCUCUAAAUUAAAUUUUAAAAAAAAGAAGAAUUUAUUGAUUGUAAAAAAUUAAAUCACGAAUUUUGAGGAGGAAAAUUCAGACAAUUGUUUAUUAAUUGCGAACAAUUGAGAAAAAAUCGCAUAAAAACUAAAAUUGUAUGUACUAUAAUAUGAUGGAUAGUGAAAAAUUAUAAUGAAAAUAAUAUAUAUUAUAUAUUAUACUAUUAAAUAAGUACUUAUUUAUUAUUUCAUAAGAAUAACACUAACAAUAAAGAUCCUUCAGUAAAAAAAACAUAAACAUUUAUAA
Eupeodes corollae is the source of this 15474-nucleotide messenger RNA. RefSeq lists its product as uncharacterized. The record is from RefSeq and is a predicted model, not a curated record. Bases 1346 to 4786 code for a protein of 1146 amino acids. Gene Ontology annotation, molecular function: DNA-binding transcription factor activity, RNA polymerase II-specific; RNA polymerase II transcription regulatory region sequence-specific DNA binding. NCBI's taxonomy places the organism in Eukaryota, Metazoa, Arthropoda, Insecta, Diptera, Syrphidae. Gene Ontology annotation, cellular component: nucleus. The transcript is spliced from 8 exons. Gene Ontology annotation, biological process: regulation of transcription by RNA polymerase II.